This is a messenger RNA of Arachis stenosperma, 2670 nucleotides long. RefSeq names its product kinesin-like protein KIN-14F. The transcript is spliced from 17 exons. Gene Ontology annotation, biological process: microtubule-based movement. NCBI's taxonomy places the organism in Eukaryota, Viridiplantae, Streptophyta, Magnoliopsida, Fabales, Fabaceae. Gene Ontology annotation, molecular function: microtubule binding; microtubule motor activity; ATP binding. The coding region runs from base 1 to 2577 and encodes 858 amino acids. The record is from RefSeq and is a predicted model, not a curated record.
AUGGCAGCAUUUCCAUUAAACGUUAUCUCCAUGGUUGAAAAUGUUCUUCAUAAGUAUGACGAAAGAUUAGACCAAAGAUUAGACGAAAGAUUAAGCGACAAUCACUUCGCAUCAAGGAAGGCCAAAGAAGCUUCCUUAAGAAGAAAUGAAGCUGCCAAGUGGCUGCGAAAUAUGGUUGGAACGGUUGGUGGUAGGGACUUGCCGGCUGAGCCUUCCGAAGAAGAUUUCAUGGCGGCGUUGCGCAACGGGAUCAUCCUCUGCAGUGCUCUUAACAAAAUCCAACCUGGUGCCAUACCCAAGGUGGUUGAAGCCCCCAGUGAUGCUGAUGUUCUUCCUGAUGGGAAAGCACUAUCUGUGUAUCAGUACUUUGAAAAUGUGAGGAACUUUCUUGUUGCUCUUGAGAGAUUGGGGCUUCCCACUUUUGAAACUUCUGAUUUGGAACAGGGAGGGAUAUCUUCUAGGGUAGUAAAUUGUAUUCUAGCACUCAAGUCAUAUAAUGAAGGGAAAUUGAUAACCAAUGGUUUGUGGAGAUAUGGUGGGAAUGCAAGAGCUUCUAAUCUUAUUAAACCAGUUAUGAGUAAGGACCCAGAACCACUCAAGGAGUCUUUCUCAAGUGCCAAUAGUGAUCCUAGCCACGAGCACUGCGAAGAGGAUCCCAUGUCUUCCUUGAAUACACUAGUUCAUGAAUUCUUUCGCGAUAAGAAGCAAGAAGAUAUUCCGGCGUUGAUUGAGUCCUUUCUUGGCAAAGUCAUGGAGGAGUUUCAAAAUCGCAUGCUAAUCCAACAAAAAACGGAGUUGAAAAGUAUGGUAUAUCAAACAAAAACAGGAAUGGAAUUUCUGCAAAAGAAACACCAGGAAGAGAUAAUUCAUCUAGGUAAGCAGCUGCAUAGCAUAGCUUCUGCUGCUUCAGGAUAUCAGCGAAUUCUUGAAGAAAACCGCAAGCUAUACAAUCAAGUGCAAGACCUAAAAGGAAAUAUCAGGGUAUACUGCAGAGUUAGGCCUUGCCAUCAUAAUCAAACCAGUGUGGGUAACAUAGAUGAAUGUAGCAUCUCACUCAUAAUACCUUCCAAGAAUGGGAAAGAUGGGAAGAAGACAUUUACUUUCAAUAGAUGUUUCGGUCCUAAUGUGACUCAAGCGGAGGUUUUUGCCGAUACUCAACCUCUGAUACGUUCAGUUCUGGAUGGCUACAAUGUCUGCAUAUUCGCCUACGGUCAGACAGGUUCAGGAAAAACACACACAAUGUCUGGACCAAACAAUCCCACUGAAGAAACAGUAGGUGUUAACUACCGGGCACUUCGAGAUCUUUUCCUUAUCUCAGAACAAAGGAAAGACACCAUUCACUAUGACAUCAGAGUUCAAAUGCUUGAGAUCUAUAAUGAGACAGUUAGAGACCUCCUAUCAACAGAUGAAAUCCGUAACAGUUCUCUGAAUGGAAUUAACGUGCCAGAUGCAAAUCUUGUUCCGGUUCAAUCGACUGCAGAUGUCUUAAGUCUAAUGGACCUGGGAUUUAAGAAUCGCGCUGUUAGUGCUACUGCGAUGAAUGAUCGCAGUAGUCGUUCUCACAGCUGCCUUACAGUUCAUGUUCAUGGAAAGGACCUUACCUCCGGAAAAACAAUUCGUGGUUCUAUUCAUUUAGUUGACCUGGCUGGAAGUGAAAGGGUUGAUAAAUCUGAGGUCACAGGAGACAGACUGAAGGAGGCUCAACAUAUCAACAAGUCACUUGCUGCUUUGGGAGAUGUUAUAUCUUCUCUUGCCCAAAAGCAACAACAUAUUCCAUACAGGAACAGUAAACUUACUCAGCUACUUCAAGAUUCUCUAGGAGGGCAAGCAAAAACUCUAAUGUUUGUUCAUAUUGCUCCGGAGCAAGAUGCUCUUGUAGAAUCAAUUAGUACGUUGAAGUUCGCCGAAAGGGUAUCCACUAUUGAACUUGGUGCUGCCAAAGUUAACAAAGAUAGUGCAGAUGUGAAAGAGCUUAAAGAACAGAUUGCUAAUUUGAAGGCAGCCUUAGCACAGAAGGAUGAAGAAGCAGAACAGUUUCAACAUCCUCCAAGUAGCAAGUCUGAUUUGUCAGUGUUGAAAUCUCAAUUGUCUUCUACUACAGUUAGUUCUAAGUCCGGAAGUCGCAAGAUACCCAGAGAUGAUUCUGCUAGUAGCUUGGGGGAUCAGAAAAUGGAAUCAUCACUGUCGAAAAGGCGUAGCCUUGAUUGCCAAGACACGUGGACAAAUGGUUCACCAGCAUCAGGCAUGAGCAGGAAUGAGAGCUACAAUAGCAUUGCACAUUCCCCAGUGAUGUUAAGUCCCAGUAUAUAUGACUCUGAAGAGACUGGGUUUACACCUAGUGAGAGUCCAGAUCUGUUAGACAUGAAUUGGCAAGCAAAUGUGUCUAAAACACCACCACCACCAUCAACAGUAACAGGUGGAGCAGUACCUGAUAAAUUAAAGAAAUCAGCAUCAGCACGAGUAGUCAGGAGCAGAGAAACCACCAGACCAACAUUAUCUCCUUCGCCAUCAAGGAAAGCAUCUAGCUUGCCCAAAAAGCCAGUUCCUAUUGAUGCCAAGAGAAGAACUGCCAAGUGACAAUGCUGUUCCAAAGAGAUAAUCCAUUCUUUUCCCUCUACUUUUUGUAUCUAUAAUUUAGUUGUAGAGAGAGAGAAAUGUUCUUUAAGAAAU